Messenger RNA from Liolophura sinensis, 4316 nucleotides. RefSeq names its product catenin alpha-2-like. The record is from RefSeq and is a predicted model, not a curated record. Gene Ontology annotation, cellular component: adherens junction; catenin complex. Gene Ontology annotation, molecular function: cadherin binding; actin filament binding; beta-catenin binding. The transcript has 22 exons. Lineage: Eukaryota; Metazoa; Mollusca; Polyplacophora; Chitonida; Chitonidae. Gene Ontology annotation, biological process: cell-cell adhesion; cell migration. Bases 124 to 2874 code for a protein of 916 amino acids.
CCGUGACACUGGUGCUGUCACGUGACUGCAUUCCGAUUUAAUGAUACGCCUUACAAAAGCGAACAUUCACAGGAUAUUUGGAAAAGGAGUAAGUGGGAACGGUAGAGCAUACUGAAGUCUACCAUGAGUGGUGGGCAAGCCCCUGCCGGGGGGAUCAUCCAGUUCAAAUGGGACCCCAAGAAUCUGGAGAUUCGAACCAAGUCUGUGGAAAAAACAUUGGAACCCCUGGUGACGCAGGUAACCACAUUGGUGAAUCAGAAGGGACCAUCUAACAAAAAGAAAGGCAGAUCUAAGAAAGCUCAUGUCCUCAGUGCCGCAGUGCAGAAGGCUACAGAGAACUUCAUAGAGCGAGGGAAGGAGAUUUCUUCAGACAAUCCAGAAAUGAGAGCAGAGUUAGAAGCAGCUGUAGAGGAAGUUUGUAAAACAGGUAAUGUGAUGGGCACUGCCUCCCAGGAGUUUGCUGAUGACCCGUGUUCGUCCAUGAAGAGAGGGGCAAUGGUGAGGGCUGCCCGUGCACUCCUCUCUGCCGUCACACGCCUCCUCAUCAUCGCUGACAUGGUUGAUGUUCAGCUGCUUCUCCUCUCAUUAAGAGUUAUUGAAGAUGACCUGGAUCGUAUUAGAAAUGCUGCCAGUCAACAAGAACUCCUGAACAGUUUCAAUGACUUUGGACGAAACAUGGCUGAGCUCCAGGACAAAGCUGCUCGUCGUCAGGCUGACCUGAAGGAUCCACGACGGCGUGAUGAUCUGGCUGCUGCCAGAGCUGUGCUCAAGAAGAACAGUAUGAUGCUACUCACCUCAUCUAAGGCUUAUGUGCGUCACCCUGAGCUUGCUCCAGCCAAGGCUAACAGAGAUUACGCCUUCCAGCAGGUGUGUGAUGCAGUAAACACCAUAUCAGGAGUGGCUCAAGCUACAGGAGCCUCCGAGGCCCACCCGUAUGAGGGGGCUGGGGAGUUGGCCUCAGCUCUGGAUGAACUUGAUCAAAAGAUUAUCAUGGAUCCACUGUCAUUUAACGAGGUCCGCUCUCGCCCGUCACUGGAGGAGCGGCUGGAGAGCAUCAUCAGUGGCGCUGCACUGAUGGCAGACUCGUCCUGCACACGCGAUGAGCGGCGGGAGCGCAUCGUCCAGGAGUGCAAUGCUGUGCGACAGGCUCUGCAAGAUCUGCUGUCUGAGUACAUGAAUAAUUGUAGACGCCGUAAAAAACAAGUUAGACAUGUGGGAGUGCAGGUAACAGAGGCUGGGAAGAGAGAAGUGAGUGACUCGCUGGACCGAGCCAUAGAUAACAUGCAGAAGAGGACUCGAGAUCUUCGCAGACAGCUACGUAAGGCUGUGGUGGACCACGUCUCCGAUUCUUUCCUGGAGACCAAUGUCCCCCUGCUGGUUCUCAUAGAAGCUGCAAAGGCUGGGGACGAGAGGGAAGUGGAUGAGUAUGCACAAGUCUUUCAGGAACAUGCCAAUAAACUGGUUGAGGUUGCUAAUUUGGCGUGUUCUAUGUCAAACAAUGAGGAAGGUGUGAAGAUGGUCAGACUGGCCGCCUCAGAGAUAGAAACCCUCUGUCCACAGGUGAUAAAUGCUGCCCGUGUGUUAGCCGCUCGCCCGAGAUCUAAAGCUGCGCAGGACAACAUGGAGAUGUUCCGCGAUGCCUGGGAGAAACAAGUUCGCUUGCUGACAGAGGCUGUCGAUGACAUCACCACCAUUGACGACUUCCUCGCUGUCUCAGAGAGCCACAUCUUGGAGGAUGUGAACAAGUGUGUGAUUGCCCUCCAGGAGGGUGAUGCUGACACCCUGGAUAGGACUGCCGGGGCCAUCAGGGGGCGCUCAGCCCGAGUCUGUAAUGUUGUGUCAGCAGAGAUGGACAAUUACGAGCCCGGGCCGUACACAGACCGAGUGAAUGAGUCAGUCACCAUGCUGAAGGAUCAAGUGAUGCCAAACUUUGCGGCCAAGGUGGAGAUUGCUGUAGAUGCUCUGAGCUCAAAUCCGCAGCGUGAGGUUGAUGAGAAUGAGUUUAUUGAUGCCAGUCGUCUUGUAUAUGACGGUGUAAGAGACAUCAGGCAGGCUGUCCUCCUUAACAGAGGACCAGAUGAGAUUGAAUCCGACACAGAAUUUGAGUAUGAUGAUGAGUACGAGACCAGAAGCAGAUCAAGCCACACAGAGCAGGAGGACUGGCAAAAGAGUGACCGGGCCAUGAUGAGGAACCUGCCAGAGGAGGAGCGUCAGAAGAUCAUGGUUCAGGUGGAGGAGUUCCGCGAGGAGAAGGCCAAGCUGGACCGUGAAGUGGCCAAGUGGGAUGAUAGUGGCAACGACAUCAUCGUCAUGGCCAAACAGAUGUGCAUGAUCAUGAUGGAGAUGACAGACUUCACGCGUGGUCGAGGGCCCUUGAAAAGUACAAUGGAUGUGAUCAGUGCAGCAAAGAAGAUUUCUGAAUCCGGAUCAGGCCUGGAUAAAUUGGCCAGUCAAAUUGCAGAUCAGUGUCCAGAUUCAGAGUCCAAGAAAGACUUGGUAGCAUAUCUACAGAGAAUAGCAUUGUACUGCCAUCAGCUGAACAUUACCAGUAAGGUGAAGGCUGACGUACAGAGUGUCAGUGGGGAGCUCAUCGUCUCUGGACUGGACAGUGCAACGUCUCUCAUUCAAGCUGCCAAGAAUCUGAUGAAUGCUGUGGUUCUGACUGUCAAGGCUUGUUAUGUUGCCUCCACCAAGUAUCAAAAGCAUGCAGGCGUCAAUACACCUGUGGUAUUAUGGAAGAUGAAAGCCCCAGAGAAGAAGCCAUUGGUAAGGCGAGAAGAUCCGGAUGAGCGCCAUGCUAAGGUCCGUAAAAGUGCUCGCAAGAAGAAGAUUGAACCUGUCAAAGCUCUGAGUGAAUUCACAGAGCUUGGGUGAAGACUGAGAGACAAUAAAUCUACAACUUACAGUUUUAAUCAAAUGGCUCACACAAACUGUAAUUUGACCAAAGCAAAACAGUAUGGCAUUGUCAGCUGGAAUCAUGAAAUCAUCAUGGACUAAACAUUUUUAUGGGACAAAACUGGAAGAUUCGAUCUGGUGCUUUGAGAGCAGGUUUACACUUUUUUUCCUGAUUUUUUCUAUGUGUGAAAUCUGUAAUCAUCAUUGCUCAUUACGUUUCUCCAACGCACUGCUCUAUAGUAAUUGUUCUGUACAUGUAUCUGCAAGUUUGUGUUGAACUGCCCUGAUUUUUGAUGUCAUACUCUUGCAGCAUUGUAAAUGUGCCUUUGAUUAGACUUAGCAUAGGCAUAGAUCUUCACAUUUUGUAAUUUUUCAAUAUUUAUAUGCUUUAACAUUUUCAAAAUACACACCAUGCUAUACAUGCACAUAUAUGUUCAACAUUAUUCUAGCCCUAAACCUGGCAAAGUUAUGUUUUGAAUGAAGCUAAAGAGUUGGUGAAGAGAUUGGAGUUACAAAUUCUACAAGAAACAAUUUGAGUGCAAUUACACCAGUAAAACAGACCUGUGUGUUAAAAAGUGGGAGGAAUUAGCAGAGAUGUUUUAAAUUUGUUUCAUAUAUUUAUUGUACCAUUCUACAUCUUUUUUUUUUUUAAACACUCUUUAAUGUAUUGGUAGUUUUCUUAAUAUAGAUAUGCAUACAACUGAUUUAUAGAGGGCAACUUCAUGAAAACGCAUUCAAUUGUAUUUAUAUCUAGCUUUUUACAAGAGAUGAACAUUGGUUGUAAAAUCAUUGAAAUGUAAUUGGAGCAAAAGACAUUACAUACAGUUCAUUAGGUUGUGAAGUUACCAAUUUUCUAUUAAUUAUCACAUCCUUUUAUUCGCUUGAAGAUUUCUUCAUGCCACAAACUACUGCAUAUCGCAUCGCAAUUUUUUUCAUUUUAUACAUUAUUUACACAUAUCAUGAAUUAAAACGUUUUCAGAUAAACAUAAAGCAUAUCUAGCUGGCUACAUUGUAAUAUUGAAUUUGUGCAACUUUAUCUAGGAUGAAACAUAUACUGUAAUAUAUAUUUACACAUUUCAAAAGCUAAGUUGUUAAAAUGUGGCGUUGCAAAUAAAAGUAAGAAAUGUGAACAUAUAUGUAGUUGAUUUCUUUUUUGUAUUUCAUGUUACAUGCAACAGGAUUUCUUCGUGCACUGUUUCAAGCAAGCGCCAUUGGUGCCUAAUGCCCCAACCAGGAAUUGGCCAAUCAAUGGCUAUGUUACCAAAUCUCUAGGUGCACUAAAAAUACUUCUGUUCGUGGUGACAUCUUGCUCAACAGUCAGCACUGGGCAGUGUUGUUUGUAGCAUAGGAAGUUAUCAAAGAAAUUGUUAAUAGCUGCAAAAAGGAAAAAAUAAAUGAUACACUUGGAUUGUCGAUAUUUU